GAAGACCAGAGGUACAAGUGAUCCGAGUGCCAGUCCAGCCCGAUAUGUCCAAUACCUUUAAAAAGUUGGAUACAUAUGCUCGUUAUAAAACCCUAAGCACGCCAGCGUGGCAGACAUCAGCUCCACCCAAUCGCUGUUCUGCGGGCACGUUCGUAGCAAACGAAUAUAGCGAGUAAUAGCAAUCGCUUCUCUGCUCUCCGUCUCCGUCCUUUCUUCGCCCUCAAAUACCCUCGUGUCCCCUCGCUACCUCUCUCUCUUACUCUCACCCCACUGACAACCAUUUCGUGAUUCGAACCCCGUCCUCUUUUGCCUUACCGCUGAGCUCAUUGGAAGAAGCUCCGAGCCCAUCACAAACAUCUCCAGCUCCUCCUCUUUUCUCGCCAUCCCCCCACACAACAGAUACCCAUCCCAAGCAAUAUGUCUAUGUUAGCGUCUCGCGCAGACACCGUCAAUGCCCAUGCCCGCGGCAGCAGCGUUGACUUCAAGACAGCCACCACCGGCGUGGCUGCAAAGGCCAUGCGCAACGAGAUAAGCCAUCUCGUCAGCACUAUUGAUGAUCCAGCCACCAAGAAGGCUUUCGACGUUGAGAUGCAAUCUUUCUUCUACUUGUUUACUCGUUAUCUCUCGGAACGUGCCAGAAGCAUACCUCUUGACUGGGAUCGCAUCAAGUCUCCCGCCAAUGACCAAAUCGUACUCUAUGACACUCUCACCAUGCCCAAGGACCGUAGCAACCUGAACAAGCUUGCCGUUCUCAAGGUCAAUGGGGGUCUCGGUACUUCUAUGGGUAUGACUGGCGCCAAGAGUGCACUCGAAGUCAAGGACGACAUGACCUUCCUUGACCUGACAGUGCAGCAGAUCGAGCAUCUCAACACAACCAACAAUGUUGAUGUCCCACUAAUACUCAUGACCUCCUUCAAUACGCACGAGGAUACCCUGCGUAUCAUCAAGAAGUAUGCAAACCAGCAAUUGAGCAUAACGACAUUCAACCAGUCCCGUUACCCUCGUAUAGACAAGGAGACGCUGCUCCCCUGUCCCAAGCGUGCAGAGGACGACAAGAAGCAGUGGUACCCACCUGGUCACGGUGAUCUCUACAACGCGUUGAUGCACUCGGGUGUAUUGGACCAAUUGCUGUCCGAAGGCAAGGAAUAUCUUUUUGUGUCCAAUUCGGAUAACUUGGGUGCUGUGGUCGACGAGAAGAUCCUUCAACACAUGAUUGACUCCCAAGCUGACUUCUUGAUGGAAGUCACCGAUAAGACCAAGGCUGAUAUCAAGGGUGGUACUCUUAUUGAUUAUAACGGUUCGAUACGUCUCCUUGAAAUCGCCCAAGUGCCCUCCGAGCAUGUAGAGGACUUCAAGUCAGUUCGCAAGUUCAAGAUAUUUAACACCAACAAUCUUUGGAUAAACCUCAAAGCUCUCAAGCACAUUAUGGAAACAGAGGGAAUGGAACUUGAAAUCAUCAUUAACCCAAAGACCAACGACGACGGUCAAGCAGUCAUCCAGCUCGAGACUGCCGCUGGAGCAGCGGUCAAGCAUUUCAAGAACGCACAUGGUGUCAACGUUCCUCGAAGCCGCUUCUUGCCUGUUAAGAGUUGCUCAGAUCUGCUGUUGAUCAAGAGUGACAUUUACUCGCUGGACCAUGGUCAUCUUGUGAUGAAUGAGAACAGGAUGUUCCAGAAUAUACCUGUGAUCAAGCUUGGUGACCACUUCAAGAAGAUCCAACAAUUCCAAAAGCGUUUCAAGAAGAUUCCCAAGAUUCUUGAGCUUGACCAUUUGACUGUCACUGGAGACGUCAACUUUGGACGGAAUGUCACCCUACGCGGAACUGUCAUUGUCGUUGCCAAUGAGGGACAAAGAAUCGACAUUCCUGAUGGAUGUAUCUUGGAGAACAGGCUAUUGUCUGGAAACUUGAACAUGACCGUAGGUUUCGUCCUAUCUGAACAGAAGUUGGCCUCUAAUGACAACCUAAACGCAGGAACUCUGAUGGAUCGUUUUCCUCAUAUAUUUUCCACUCGGACUCUUGAGGCGAGCGUAGAGCCAACUGAAAAAAAAACAGGACAAUAUAUAUAUAUACAACAUAGACGAGAGCGUUUUUUCAAGUUCUGUCUUCCAGUUUUGUGUUUUCUGUCUGUGGUUUCUUUCCGCUUUGUGACCGCAUCUCCAUUCUAAUUCUCUCCAGAGUGCUAGUAAUAACCUGUUGGGUCUCUUCUACGUUUACGUUUACUUUUAUUAUUUAGCGAGCCGUCACCGUCAAUUCUUUGGGUAUUUCAAUGUUACGAAUGUCUGGAUUAC
Messenger RNA from Serpula lacrymans var. lacrymans S7.9, 2289 nucleotides. RefSeq lists its product as uncharacterized. The transcript is spliced from 14 exons. Gene Ontology annotation, biological process: glycogen metabolic process; UDP-alpha-D-glucose metabolic process. The coding region runs from base 418 to 2166 and encodes 582 amino acids. The record is from RefSeq and is a predicted model, not a curated record. Gene Ontology annotation, molecular function: UTP:glucose-1-phosphate uridylyltransferase activity. NCBI's taxonomy places the organism in Eukaryota, Fungi, Basidiomycota, Agaricomycetes, Boletales, Serpulaceae. Gene Ontology annotation, cellular component: cytoplasm.